AUGGGACGCAGUGUUUGUCUCGCUCCUGAACUAUCUUACAUCGAUAGCAGUCGCCAGUUCUGCUGUGAAAUUGUCAGUCAGCUCGACAACGAACCAGCUAAACAAAUUCCUGAGUCAAAGCCAGCAACAGUAUCUCAUCCCCAGAUCUGUCCUCAAGAUGAAUCAAACCGUGCCCAUGUCAGCUUCACGCUGUUCAAACCCCUCAGCAUGAGUAACAAGCCUGUGUCCCAUGUCUACGGUUUGAUCAACCUGUUGCUUGUAAAGCGACAAAGACGGGAUUUUAUUGGACCCAGGUCACCACUGUCUCCAUUUACGCUAGCAGGUGAGAAAUGAAGAAAAAUCUGAGCCGCUCCUAACAUCUUGAGAGUCCGGGUUCGAGGGGGAAGUGAAAAGGUUACCAGGUACAUCAUAAAAAAAAAUGAAACCAGAGAGAAACAAUAAUCCUCCAACUUUAACAAACCUUCCUCCUGUAUCGAGUGCAAUACACAGAUAAAGUAGAAAUUUAUUGUCCGUAAUCGUCUGUCGAAGGUCCUCAGAACCCGGCUACAGCGCCAUAGGCGAAACUGGUUUGGCCCCAGGCCUUGCCUGAAUUUAUCUCUGUUGUCGGGUGAAUAUUAUUCUGAGUUCAACUACUUGCAAAGCGUGAAAUUGUAAAGGUAGUGUUCGAAAGCACCUGAUUUUACCCAAAAUCUCGUUAAAGAAGAAUGCGCCGUGUUCAAUGCGCAGACAUUCUUUUGAAGUCUUUCCUAAGUUUUGUUGACUUUUUGUUAUAUCUUUGCAUUGUCACAGGUCCUCUGAACCACAUCCCUCCAUACAGCACCGUGAUGGACCUGGCACUAGCACAGCGCCAAAGGCGAGAUCUCAUCGGCCCCAGGCCUGCUUUGAAUCAAUUCCUGUUUGCAGGUGAUUAG
Pocillopora meandrina is the source of this 911-nucleotide messenger RNA. NCBI's taxonomy places the organism in Eukaryota, Metazoa, Cnidaria, Anthozoa, Scleractinia, Pocilloporidae. The record is from the annotation of a GenBank genome assembly.